AUGAUGGGGAAACUCCCCCUGGGGGUUGUAUCCCCUUAUGUGAAGAUGAGUUCGGGGGGCUGCACAGACCCCCUGAAAUUCUACGCCACCAGCUACUGCAUAGCCUACGGCCGGGAGGAUUUCAAGCCCCGCAUGGGCAUUCACCACGGCACAGGCUACAGAUCAAAUUACCGGCCCGUGGUCUCAUGUCAACCCAAUCUCAGUGCCCUGGACAACCCGGCCGUGGGGGAACAAGUCUGCAACAAUUUCCAGACCGUGACCAGUCAGAGCUCCCGUCCCCUGGAGGUGCCUGAUGGCAAAUACCCACUGCCCUGGAACAUGCACCAGACCCACCCUGGCUCCUCUCGGGAGAAGGCCUGGGAAGCCACCCCCACCAGGGAGGUCAGGAAGGUGCAUUUUGACACCCAGGACUGUGGGCCCCAGGCCAUCAAGGGGCUGGAGCCCAAGGAAGUGCCCUUGCUCCACCGACAGCAGAACAAGGGCUCGCUGGAGUGGGAGGAUGCCCGACACGGCCCCCGCUUCAUGACUUCCGAGUAUGAUCCCAAGUAUCUCAAGGAGCCUUCAAACCAGCCAGAUCUCUUGCAGAAGAAAUCAGCUGGGGCCAAGGAGGAGACUGGCUUAACCGAAGCUUCCAACAAGAGCCCCAUCAUCUUCCAGCCGCCCUCCCAGGUCCUCCCUGGGGACCCGGUCCUCCUCCCCAGCCGGAGUGUCACCAAGUCAGACUUUCUCCCCAUGACCCAUCCUCACGGGGAUGAGUUCCUGCCGGUGCUGGCCAGAGGCUCCGAGAGGGAGACCGGCUUCAGCCGGGUGAAGGAGAGGACUCUGAACCCCAGAGUGCCCCCUUCCGGCCCAGAACCCAGCAGCAUGAACCACUGGCAAUUCCAGCCCCCGCAGAGGAUGCAACAGACAAAUGUUGCCCUGCUUGGCCAGGAGACCGUGUGGAAAAAGGAGCCCACAGGGUUCAGCCUUAACAACCCCAGCUAUGUCCGGAGCCCCUAUGACCCUGACCUGGAUAAUCGCUACCUGACCACCUACAACCAAGGGUACUUCGAGAACAUCCCCAAGGGUCUAGACAGUGAAGGCUGGACUCGAGGUGGCUUCCAGCCCCAGAAGCCCGGAGGCUAUGCCCUCAACCAGCCGGUCACCCGCCUGCAGGCCACCUCCAACCCCACAGAGAGCCUGCGGCGCCUGAAUCCCCAUGUGGGCAGGACCCUGGUCUCGGCUGACCCCUUCUACCGAGCCACACCUCCCGGCAGCCACAGCAGCGGCUUCGCGGUGCCCCUCUGAGCCUGAGGCCUGGGUUUGCCGACCCCAGGGGACAGGAGCUGGCUACUGUC
Messenger RNA from Lagenorhynchus albirostris (white-beaked dolphin), 1337 nucleotides. RefSeq names its product stabilizer of axonemal microtubules 4 (gene SAXO4). The record is from RefSeq and is a predicted model, not a curated record. Gene Ontology annotation, molecular function: phosphatase binding. The transcript has 13 exons. Lineage: Eukaryota; Metazoa; Chordata; Mammalia; Artiodactyla; Delphinidae. Bases 1 to 1287 code for a protein of 428 amino acids.